GUCAUGGCGGACAUGUGAAAGUUCGUGCUGACGUCUAUUCCAACCUAGGAAGUGUUAUGAACAGCUGAUCGGAUCGGCAAAGCGUGUUUCUGGAAUAUUAUGUUUUUGUUGCUGCAAGCGCUUUUUAUGCAGUUUUUGCAAAGCUAUAUGUGGAAGAAAACCGUGACCUAGGACAAGCUGAUGGCAUAAGAUACAAAAUGAGUGGAAGAGGAGAUGGAUCACACAAUAACCGUAAUGGCCAACAGGUUAACCCAGAAAAUCUUCCAAGCGGAGAUCAGGAACCAGCUUAUGAACCUCAUGGUGGACGCCUUGGCUUACUGAACAAUCUUUAUCGUGUUCUCUGUAAUAUUUUUUGGAGGAUGAAUGAAUUAUUAGAUGAAUUAUAUGCAUCAGAUGAUGACCUUGGCAUUGACUUUGACAAUGUCAAUGACGGCAAUGUCAACAAUGUAAACAUUCCCAAUAUUAAUGUAAGGGACAAUAAUGCCAAUGAACUGCAUGAUGAUCAAAAUGCUGUUAUUGUUGGCAUUGAAAAUGAGGAUUCUGAUGAGGCAUUUGAAGACUGUGAGGAUGUUCACCAGUACAUCCCAGAAGAGGACCCUCAGCCAGGUGUAUCCAGGAGGAGGUCUAGAGAGAUGGAUGAAGAAGAUGUGGAACCAAGCAAAAGAAUCAGAUGGAGCGAGGAGUUUUCUGAUGACGACUCUGACUUCAUCUCUGCUUGUGACACUGAUAGCGAGGGCUGUCCUCAUGUUGGUAAUAUUGCUGAUGAGGACAUCAAAGAACCGCUGCCUGGUGGAUCCACGAAAAGAUCCAGAGAGGAAGAUGUAGAUGAAGAAGACCAUAAUAGCAAAAAAUCCAGGCUUUCAAACAGUAGUGAUGAACUUUUUGAAGAUGCACUUGAAGAGCUUGACAACCAUGAAGCUGGAGGCUCGAGGAAGCGGUCCAGAGACGAUUUUGAGGAAGAAGAGGAAUAUGUGCGUGUUUGCAAAUUUCGGAGGAGUUCAAAUGAGUCCACCAGCACCAGUGAUGACAACUAACACUAUUUCGACGGGUUUUUUCAGUAUCCUUUUAGAAGGCUGAUGGCCUACUCAGCUGACUCUUAAUCUUCCUCCUAUUGUUAUGCUGCAAUAAGCUGGGCAUACACUGUGCGAUUUUUUUUCAGUUGCGUUAUUCAGCUACUGCUCAAACUGCACGAUUGACUCGCAGGGGUUCGUAGGUCACGAUGCAGGGUCUCACGCUAUACGGCCCGAUGCU
Molecule: messenger RNA, 1251 nt
Organism: Oreochromis aureus
Lineage: Eukaryota; Metazoa; Chordata; Actinopteri; Cichliformes; Cichlidae
Exons: 3
Coding region: 198-1034 (278 amino acids)
Source: RefSeq, a predicted model, not a curated record